Molecule: messenger RNA, 553 nt
Organism: Bicyclus anynana (squinting bush brown)
Lineage: Eukaryota; Metazoa; Arthropoda; Insecta; Lepidoptera; Nymphalidae
Product: anaphase-promoting complex subunit 13
Exons: 3
Coding region: 201-413 (70 amino acids)
Biological process (GO): protein K11-linked ubiquitination
Cellular component (GO): anaphase-promoting complex
Source: RefSeq, a predicted model, not a curated record
CUGCUUCAUUUGUGGUCUGUGCUCAACUGUCAAAUAUAUAAUUUACGUCUUGCAUGUGUUUCGUGCGCUUAUUUUGUAAAAUAAAAACACCAUUUUGUGAAUUGAAUUAUUAACUUUCGUCCGUUAUCAAAGAUAUUAAGACUGACUUAAGUUUGGAAUACUGCUCGUGUCCAUUCUUCUGUUAGAAAAUAUUCCUCAAAAUGGACAGUAAAUAUCGGCGUAAUGGACGCCUGAUCGAUAUAGUAGAUGAAGAGUGGAAAGCGGAAAAAUUGCCUGAUGAAGACAUCCAGGUGCCGCUGGAAGAGCUACCGGACCCUGAGGCGGAUAAUGCUGAUUCCCACUUGACCCUCAAAGAGCAAAGCAUGCGCUGGCAGGAGAACUUCCCAGAACCAGCGAGCAGUAAUCUAAACUAGAACACAUAGCAAUAAGAGAGCAGCUCACAAAAUAUCUUAACGGAAAUGUUAAGCUGCUCACAACUAGAUGUAUUAUAAAAGAAACAGAAAAAAUUGCAAAAAAGACUCAUGGUGCAUUAACUAUACUGAAACAAUUUGGU